Messenger RNA from Linum trigynum, 426 nucleotides. The record is from the annotation of a GenBank genome assembly. Lineage: Eukaryota; Viridiplantae; Streptophyta; Magnoliopsida; Malpighiales; Linaceae.
AUGGUGAAAUCUUACCUGAGGUACGAGCCUAGGGCUUCGUUCGGCGUAAUAGCCUCAGUCGAAUCGAACUUAGUCUUCGACAGCUCUAGGAAACACCUGCUAGCUCCGGCGCUCGAGAAGGUCGGAGGUUGGCAUGUCCGGCAAGGCAUCUGCACGAGGAUGCUAGAGCCUUCGACGGCUUCUUGUAGUGGGCCUUCUCUCGCAGUCACCUCCAUAGCCGCCUCCAUGUCUUCACCGCUGGUAGCAAGUGGUUAUGCCGACGGUAGUAUUAGGAUUUGGGAUAGUGACAAGGGAACCUGCGAGACUACAUUAAAUGGCCACAAAGGUGCGGUGACUGCCCUACGAUUCAACAAAAGUGGUGCUCAGCUUGCAUCAGGAAGUAAAGUUAAUGAUUUUAUAUUGUGGGAAGUGGUUGCUUGGCAUUAG